This is a messenger RNA of Geodia barretti, 1014 nucleotides long. The record is from the annotation of a GenBank genome assembly. NCBI's taxonomy places the organism in Eukaryota, Metazoa, Porifera, Demospongiae, Tetractinellida, Geodiidae.
AUGGGUGGCUAUCGCCAACUCUGGUCGAAGGGAAUCAGGGAUUUUGAAAUUGUGGCGGCGUGUGACAUCGCAGUGGAACGCGCUGAAGAACGUGCAAAUCAGGCACACGAGUUCCAAGGCGGAACGAAGCCAGCGGUCUAUGCAGAACUUGACGAGAUGUUGGCGAAGCACCCUGAUCUGGAGUGCGUUGACAUCUGUGCCCUCCACAGUGCACAUCAUACGCUCGCCGUUCCUGCGCUCGACGCUGGAAAACAUGUUAUUAUUGAAAAGCCGUUCGGUAUUACAAUGCGGGCAUGCAAACUGAUGAUGGAAGCCGCGGAUCGAAACGACAGGAUUAUUUCCGUCGCUGAAAACUACCGUCUGGCGCGUAUCCAACGCACCCGCAGCUGGGCAAUCGCCCAAGGCCGUAUCGGUGAUCCGCGUAUGUUCUUCUGGGUAGAGGCCAGCGAAGGCUUAGGGAAAUGGGGUUGGCGUAACUUCAAGAUGGAUGCAGGCGGUGGUUGGGCAUUAGACGGCGGCGUGCAUUUCACGGAUCUGAUGCGCUAUAUUCUCGGUAUGGAAGCCGAGGAGGUCUAUGCGAUCAAUAAGGCUUACGAACCUUUCCGCUACGAUAACCCGGCAGAAAGAGAAGGCGGAUACGCCGUUGACGUUGAGGACGCGAUGAUCGCCACUAUCAAGUUUGAGCAAGGCGUUACAGCGCAGUGGACAUGGGUCGGUUCCGCCCCCGGACAUCACUUUAACCAGCACACCGUUUACGGCAGCGAAGGCGCGCUCGAUUGGAACAGAGGGUUGGUGCCGCGCAGUGGCGAACCGAUCUCCAACGAUGAACUCAUGCAGGAGUUCACGAAUAGCCUCAGCGACUCAGAACGGGAAUACUACUUCCCGGGUGGCAUGGAAGAUACCGUCGCAAUUGAACUGAAAUACUUCGCCGAUGCCAUUCGGAGCGGGUGGCAAACCGGAAGUGGAUGCCGUCGAAGGUAUGCGGUCGGAAGCCAUCUGCAUGGCGGUCUAUGA